This is a messenger RNA of Zingiber officinale, 2065 nucleotides long. RefSeq names its product U-box domain-containing protein 38-like. The transcript has a single exon. The record is from RefSeq and is a predicted model, not a curated record. Gene Ontology annotation, biological process: protein ubiquitination. The coding region runs from base 185 to 1909 and encodes 574 amino acids. Gene Ontology annotation, molecular function: ubiquitin-protein transferase activity; protein binding. Lineage: Eukaryota; Viridiplantae; Streptophyta; Magnoliopsida; Zingiberales; Zingiberaceae. Gene Ontology annotation, cellular component: cytoplasm; nucleus.
UCCUAAUGACUGACGGACCUUGCGCGUCGACGCUCGAUGACUAGCCAGUCAAAGCUAAAUCGAAAGCCGCGGUCCGCGUUGCAAGCUCUCCGCUACCUGCUGAUCGUCGUCUCCCCCCGCUGCUGUUGCCGACCUGGCGGAGGCAGCGCCUGAGCAGUUCCUGUGCCCCCUCUCGCGCUCAAUAAUGGGGGACCCUGUCGUCCUCGCCACCACAGGGUGGACCUUCGAGCGGAGCUGCAUCCUUGCCUGCCUCGACCUCGGCAUCGUCCCUCCCGAACUCUCCCUCCAACACCCUUCUUCUUCCUCCGUCACUUCGUUGCCCUCUUCGACGCCCGUGCUGAUCCCCAACGUCACUCUCAAAUCCGCCAUCCUCCAUUGGAGCGAGGGCCGUGGUCUCCCCCGCCCUCUCCCCAUCCCUCCCGACGCCGCCCGCGCCCUAGUCGGCCACCUCAUAUGCCCCGAUUCCCCUUCUUCCACUCUCGGGGUUGCUUCUCGUUCUCCUCCUGGUGAAUUGGCUUCCGGUGAUCGCGGUGGAAAAGAAAAAGAUAAAGUCUUGCGGACGAGCUCGCUCCGUCUCGUUCUGGAGAACAAAAAGGAUCAAUACUUGAAAGUUUCAGCGUCAUCUUCUAGAUCACUGAUUAAAGAAGACGACGAAUUGGGGUUGAAAUCGAGUGAAAAAUAUAUCAAUUUCAAGGAAAACUCUCCUUUUUUUUCGCUGCCCUCCACCACCAGCUCCUCAACUUAUCACACUUCUUCCUCUUCCUUAUCCUCUCCCUCCGUGGAGAUCGAGAAUACAAAAUCUGCGAUCUUGACUUCCUCAGACAUUUUGUCUCCUACUAUUUCCGAAAUCGAUGCUUUCGAAGAUGAGGUCCUGGCGAAGUUGACGGAGGACGACAUUAAGGAGCAGGAGUUCAUAGCUGUUUUCCUCCGCCAUGCCACCAGAGAGGAUCGCUUCUGCCGGAUCAAACUCUGUAGCCGCAGGCUACUCGCUGCCCUCCGCUCCAUGGUCCUCUCUCGCUGUGCCGCUGUCCAGAUUAACGCCGUCGCCGUCGUCGUGAACCUGUCGCUGGAGCCAGACAAUAAAGUUUCAAUUGUGCGUUGUGGUGUGGUAUUGCCGCUCAUAGACGUGCUCAGGCACGGCCGGCCAGAGGCCCAAGAGCACGCCGCCGCCGCCUUCUUCAGUCUUGCUCUUGAGGAAGAGAACAGGGUGAUCAUUGGCUCCCUAGGCGCCAUCCCGCCGCUGCUUGUCCUGUUUGCGUGCCCUUCCAGUGCCGGCCUCCGCGCUCGUCGCGACGCCGGGAAGGCACUCUACUACCUCUCCCUCUCAGAUCCUAAUCGUCCCAAGAUCGCACAAAGCGCCGGUGCUGUGCGUGCGCUUCUCGCCGUUGCGUCGGCGGGUGGAGAGGAGGAGACAGCGACAGCGAUUCAAGCCUCGCCACGGAGGCUGGGCCCUGGCCUGCAACGACUGGCGAUGAGGGUGAUUAGUCACCUGGCGGCCUGCAGUGAGGGGCGCAGCGCGCUGAUGGAUGCCGAGGCUGUCCCGGCGGUGGUGGCCUUAAAGAGAAGUGACGCGGCGGUGGCAAUGGAGGAGCACUGCGUAGCGGCUCUCUUUGGAAUGAGCCGGGACCGAUACAGGUUUCCACGUUUGGCCAGGGCAGCGGAGGCAGAGCAGUUGCUAAUGAGGGUGGCAGAGGGGGGGAGCGACGACGUCCGGAGAAGAAUGGCUAGGAAAACGCUUCGGGCGAUAAGGAGGGAGGACGAUGAGGAGACGGCGCCGGCUCCGACGAAAGGCCCCUCCGCUGAAGAUGGCAACAGUUUGGCGAAUUCGGAUUGGUUGGUGUCGUUUCGGAGCGGUUACACCGCCGCUGGUAAUGGAUCCAACAAGUCGGCCGCUGCAUAUAAACAAUAAAUAGAAUAUACUUAAAUUUACUCAGUCAACACCAAAAUAAACUAGUGCAGACCUACUGAUCUCAUUUUUCUUUAUCCUCGUAUCUCAUUCUCGAUCGGAUGGAUCAAAUUAAAUCUCAAGAUAUUAUGAUAUCUUUAAAAUAUGUACAAUAUUUUC